AAAAGAUCGAAGGAUCUAUUCCCUUAGCAUAUAUACCAGCACAAACAGCCAACCCUGUCACUCCAAGCCACCAUGAGACCUCAUCAUCAGCUUCUUCCCCAGCCCUCCAAGUCAAGCCCACCAGCCGUAGAAGACCCCGCCGGAUCCCACCGUCCACCCGCCGCCGGGUCAGUGGGCCUUCUUGGGCCCAGGAAGAAAGGGACCAAGGCUACAACAAGUGUUCGUGCGUGGCUGCUGAUUGACUCCGAAGGCAACUCUCAAGUUUUGGAGGCCGGAAAACACGCCAUCAUGCGGCGCACGGGUCUGCCGGCCCGGGACCUCCGGAUCCUCGACCCGGUUCUGCGGUGCCCGUCGACGGUGCUAGGGAGAGAGAGAGCUAUUGUUAUAAACCUGGAACACAUCAAGGCCAUCAUCACUGCCCAGGAGGUCUUGCUGGUCAACUCCGCUGACCUUUCUGUCACGCCGUUCGUUGACGAGCUUCGACGUAGGCUGGUCCGCCAUCAACAAGCAACCACCAUAGCUUCGGAGGGUAAUGAUGAUGGUCAUACAAAGUUGCAUGAUUUGGGAGAGUCGCGUCAGAAUUCUCCAAGUGGUCAACAUGAUGGAGUAGGGAAAGAAGUUGUGAAGAAGCAAUUAUAUGGAUCAAAGGUUCUUAGCUUUGAGUUUGUAGCACUGGAGACUUGUCUUGAGGCUGCUUGCACUUCCUUAGAAAAUGAAGCAAAGGGAUUGGAGAAAGAAGCUCAUCCAGCUUUGGAGAAGCUCAGUUCCAAGAUUAGUACUUUGAAUUUAGAACGUGUCCGCCAAAUCAAAAGCCGCUUGGUUGCUAUAUCAGGACGUGUCCAGAAGGUGAGGGAUGAAAUAGAACAUUUGCUAGAUGAUGAUGAAGAUAUGGCUGAGAUGUAUCUGACUGACAAGCUUUCUGUUGAGUCAGACCUAGAGAACUCUUCUGCUUCAUCCAUGAAUGAGCAGAUGAGAGAUGAAAUGGAUGAUGAAAUUCAUCAAGCAGCAGAAGUGGACGACAGGAACAGCGAUACUGGUACAGGUACAAGCAAGCAGCUUGAUGUUGAGGAGCUAGAAAUGCUUUUGGAGGCAUACUUUGUCCAAAUUGAUGGCACACUAAACAAGUUAUCCACGCUGAGGGAGGAUGUAGACGACACAGAGGAUUACAUCAACAUAAUGCUGGAUGACAAACAGAAUCAGCUGCUGCAGAUGGGAGUAGUUUUAUCCACAGCAACACUUGUGGUGAAUGCGUUUAUCGUUGUUGCCGGGAUCUUUGGCAUGAAUAUAGGGAUCGAACUGUUCCAUGAAGAACUUAAAACAGGAAAUAAGAAGUUCAUGUGGACUAUUGGUGGGAGUUCCAUGGCGUGUGUAUUCUUCUUUGUGAUUGCCAUUGCCUGGGGUAAGCAUAUGCGCUUGCUGGAUAUCCCAUCACUGUUCUUUGUUUGCUCAAGGAGAAUCAGAAAGAAUUAAAGAUGGUUUGCUUAA
Molecule: messenger RNA, 1485 nt
Organism: Rosa rugosa (rugosa rose)
Lineage: Eukaryota; Viridiplantae; Streptophyta; Magnoliopsida; Rosales; Rosaceae
Product: magnesium transporter MRS2-3-like
Exons: 6
Coding region: 73-1470 (465 amino acids)
Biological process (GO): magnesium ion transport
Molecular function (GO): magnesium ion transmembrane transporter activity
Source: RefSeq, a predicted model, not a curated record